Messenger RNA from Paramecium octaurelia, 649 nucleotides. Lineage: Eukaryota; Ciliophora; Oligohymenophorea; Peniculida; Parameciidae. The record is from the annotation of a GenBank genome assembly.
AUGAGGAAUAGAAAUUCAUAUUAGGAUCAACAAAAGCAGUAUUUCUCCAGAUCUACUAUUAACUAAUUAAAGCCUCAGAUUGACCAAAUCUUUGAUAUCAAUCUUAGAGAACCGCCGAUAUUAAAAAAGUAAUCAAAAAUCCAGACCAAAAUUUUUAAAAUGACCGAUUAAGAUAAGAAGAAAAUAGACUACUUAAUUUCUUUAGGAUAAUAAGAUAAUAUUUAUGAAAUCAAAAAUCCAUUAUACAAUUUCAUUUAUAAUGUCAAAUUCCCAGAUUAUUUGAUCAGGAAAUGGAGCAUAAGAAGAAUAAGCUUUAACAAAGAUAAAUUGAUAGUGGAUGUUUUUCAAGGACAAUAUAUGCAAAAUCAUAAAGAUAUUAACACAAAAUAUGAAUAGUUUUUAUACCCUGCAAUAAUUGGAACUCAAAAGUGAUUGCAUUAUAAUUUUAGGUUAGAGCAAGAUCAAUUACACUUGAAUAGUAUCAUAAAUGGAUUCAUGGUUGAAGGGAAAGCUUAGAAAUAAUUAAAUGUAAAUUUAAAUUGAAUUUAAGUAUCCCCUGAGAGAUAAACACGCUGAUUUAUACCUUUGGAGUGGCUUAUUAUUUUUAUUGAAGUUUAUGUAUAGAUUUUAUCAGCUAGAGUCUAAAUGA